Messenger RNA from Ilyonectria robusta, 1959 nucleotides. RefSeq lists its product as uncharacterized. Bases 1 to 1959 code for a protein of 652 amino acids. Gene Ontology annotation, cellular component: membrane. The record is from RefSeq and is a predicted model, not a curated record. The transcript is spliced from 2 exons. Gene Ontology annotation, biological process: sodium ion transmembrane transport. NCBI's taxonomy places the organism in Eukaryota, Fungi, Ascomycota, Sordariomycetes, Hypocreales, Nectriaceae.
AUGGUCACCAUCCUUCAAGCCCUGAAGAAGGUUGGCAACUGGCUGGCACCACCACCAAAAAAGUCCGAAGAUGGACGCGAUCAAUGGCCUUCUCGAGCGGCAUUCCUCCUCGCUGCGAUGGGAGGCUGCGCCGGUAUGGGAAAUCUGAUCCGAUACCCAUCUCAAGUCUACAAUAAUAAUGGCCUGCAAUGGUUCAUCCCAUACCUAAUGUGCGUCUUCCUCAUCGCCAUUCCGUGUCUCGUCCUGGAGAUCGCCAUCGGCCAGGCCUACCACGGUGGAUCUGUUGUCGCCUUCAACAACGUCAACCAUCGCCUAAAGGGACUGGGGUCUAGUCUCUUAUACAUAGGCUUUAUCGUCGGCCCAUAUUUCGUUGUGAACCUCUCCUGGAUCAUGAUCUACUUCCGAAACUCAUUCAAGAACCCACUUCCCUGGGAGGGUCGCAGCGAGGAAUUCUUCUACCAGAUUGUUGUCGCCAACGUCGACGCGAUCCCGGGGAAUAAGACGAGCAAUUCCGUCAUUGAUUACACCGAGUAUCCGGGUGUGAAGUUGUUGGGAGAGACGGUGGCUUGGACUGCUUUCACCUGGUUCCUCGUCUGGAUCUCCAUCUUCCGAGGGGUGGGCUUGACUGGCCGUGUCGUUUACUUCACCAUGGGCCUUCCAAUCAUCAUGACAGUUGUGCUGGUCGGACGAUCGGUCUCGCUGGAGAAUGCGGGUCGCGGAGUCAAGCUGUACUUUGGCGAGUGGCAUGGCGAGAAAUUGGCAAAAGGAGACAUCUGGCAGACUGCAGCUGGCCAGGUCUUCUUUUCAACCGGUGUUGGCUUCGGAUACUUCAGUUCCUAUGCCUCCUACAACCAAAAGCACUCUAAUGCGGUCAUGGACUCUAUCUUGAUCGUCGCCAGCAACGUUCUCUUUGAGGGUUUCGCUGCUUUCGCUGCUUUCGGUGUCAUCGGCUACAUGGGGAUGUCUCCUGUCGACGGCGAACGAAUCGGUGCCUUCACAAUUGGCUUCCUCACCCUACCGACUGCCAUCACUGAGCUACCCGCAGCCAACUUCUGGGCAUUCGCAUUGUUCUUUACCCUCAUGGUCCUUGGAUACAGUUCCGCCUUUGCUAUGCUGGACGCUGUGGUUACAUUAGUCAUGGACUCUGGCAUCAAGGCGCGACGCGAGUGGGUUGUCACGGGUCUCGUCAUCAUCUCCUUUUUGAUGUCGCUUCCCUACUGCACAGAGUUCGGGUAUGCCCUCCUCACCGGAAUCGAUCGGUGGAUUAGCGACGUUGCCCUGGUCUUUGUGGUCUUCUGCGAGUGCGCAGCCUCUACUUCCCUAUACCGCUGGAGGGACGUGGUAGGCCAGGUCGGACUCCCUUCAUUCAUCACCUUCAACUCGGGUUUCUUCGGCGGUAUGGUCUUUGGCGUUGCGAUUGCGCAUGCGGCUGGCGCUCCUGUUGGCGCUGGCGUUGGCUUUGGUCUCUUCAUUGCUGGAACUCUCAUUGCACUCUUUAUCGGCAAGACGCCCGAUUCUGAGCCACCAUCCAAAUUCUUUAGCAAGAGCGUCUACAUCAGUCGCUUCUGGUACUUGGCCUUCUACUCAGGACAACAACUCAGACUUGAUCUCAACAUGAUUGUUGGGACUGGUAAGAACUGGACGAUCCCCGUGAUAUGGGGUCCUCUUCUUCGUUUCAUUUCGGCGCCCACUCUAGCCAUCAUUUUUGGCUUCUCCUACCCAUCGUUCCAUGAGCUCCGCGAGGACCCGCUCCACAUCCUGGGAUUCGGAGUCGCUCACAUCUGUCUAUUGUUGAUUGGUGCCGGCGUUCUAUUUCCCAGGUGGUUCGACGUCUUGAUUCCCCCGAAUCGUCGUGGCGAAGGCAAGAUCGCAUAUGCCCCCAAUGUGGUGCAAGGAAGUGUAGAAGUGCAGCAGAGUGACUCGAUAGAGAUGGGAGAAGGUGAAGAAAAGGGCAAAUAA